Molecule: messenger RNA, 858 nt
Organism: Blepharisma stoltei
Lineage: Eukaryota; Ciliophora; Heterotrichea; Heterotrichida; Blepharismidae
Source: the annotation of a GenBank genome assembly
AUGAACUCCUCAGGUGACUCAACUCCUAGAUCUGACACAAAUCGCUUCCGUAUGCUUAAAUUUUUAAGGAUAGGCUUUAGCCUAAUAUUGCUAUCAAUAUUUAUUGUUGGUAUCUUCAGGACUUCCUUCUAUUUUUUUAUUUAUUUGACAAAUUGGGGUCUCACAUUAACAGCAAUAUAUACUAAAUACAAUACUUAAAUAAAAUUAUUAUGUUAAUUGCUUAUAUAAAUGUGUGAUUCCUGUUAAUAUAAUAAAGGAUAUUUCCUAGUUUCAUCAAUAUCCUAUUAUUAUUCCAAGUACAUGCCUGCUACUUUUAUCCUUUUCGAGACAGUAUGAUGUAUUGGGUGGUGCAUUUUUGUGGUAUUCUGGGGUAUUGUUGGUCCUCUAAAAGGCCAUGAUAUUAUUACUGAUAUUUUAUUGCAUAUUUUGCCUAUUGUUCUUGUGAUUAUUGAUUUUGCCUUAAAUGAGAUAAUCAUGUCACGAAAACACUGCGUGUUUCCUAUUGGAGUUAGCAUGGUUUAUUUGAUUUGCAUAAAUGUGCCAUAUUCAAUCGCAGUACACGAGGUUUACCCUUUGAUGAAUUAUACCCAUUUCUAGUAUAUUGAAUUAUUUUUGUGUUAAUUUUAAUUAGAGAAUGGAGUAAUUUAGCUAAAUAAUUCUGAAAUUAACUAGAUAUUUCAAUCUUAUAGAGUCUAUAAGAAUGUAUGAACUUACUUGAUAUUGUUUUUAAGUUUGGCUAUCCAAAUAUCUGCACUUGAAAUAGGAAUCUGGAUUAAAAGAAAACAAAUAGGGAAUCAAAGAAUUCUAGAACUUGAACUUGAGGGUGCCAAAGUGAUUUCUUCAGUUCAAAACGUAUAA